GAUAUAUGAUGAAUGAACACGAUUCAAAGAUUUGUAAGAUUCUCACAAAAAGGAAGGGAGGAUCCUCAUUCAAUAUUUUAAUAUAUAGCCACCCCCUCAAUGCACGGAUAUCCACAAGAGUCGACAGGGCUUUGUGCGACAUACUCAAAAGCCAGCCGUCUCCUACAGACAAGGCACACGUAAUUCCCUUCCCAUGCAGCUUACGCUACGUGUCAAUAUUGGUCCAUCCUCUAUACAAAUACACGGAUUUCUCUCGUGGAAGCUUACGUUACAUGUCAUAUAUUGGUCCAUCCUCUAUACAAAUACACAGAUUUCUCUCCUCCAAUUCAGAAAAUAGAUAACACCGCUAAACCUAAACCCUAAACACCGGCCGGUAGCUAGCUAUAAAGCCAAAAAAAAAAAAAAAAAAAAGAGAGAGAGAGAGGAAAAAUUAAGAUAAAUGCCACAGAUGGAGAGGAAGCUGGAAACACCCAGUGAGAUAAAGAAUGAUCAGGAAAGCAAAACCGACCAUGAGGAACAACAGAAACACAGCAAGGAAAAAGAUGAGCAGAAGGAGGAAGACGACUCACUUCCUCUAAUGGCGUUGAACCACGUAUCGAGGCUGUGCAGAAAUGUGGAGCAGUCCGUGGAUUUCUACACCAAAGUGUUGGGGUUUGUCAAGAUUGAGAGGCCACCAGCUUUUGAUUUUGAUGGGGCUUGGUUGUUUAAUUAUGGAAUUGGGAUUCAUUUGGUGCAGUCUGAGGAUGAGGAGAGGCUUCCACCUAAUCAAGAUCACUUGGAUCCCAUGGACAACCAUAUCUCUUUCCAGUGUGAUGACAUGGAAGCCAUAGAGCGGAAGUUGAAGGACCUGGAUAUAUACUACAUAAAAAGAGCAGUAGAGGAUGGCGAAAACGGAACCACAAUCGACCAACUCUUCUUCAACGAUCCAGAUGGAUUCAUGGUUGAGAUGUGCAACUGUGAGAAUCUCAAGCUUGUUCCUGCAGGUUCCUUGGGCAGAAUAAAGCUCCCAGUUGAUAGGCAUACUCCGCCUGUUGAACUGAACCAAAACGACAGUGGCAGAGGCAAUGACAACGAUACUAAAUAAUUAAGUUGUUGAUGCUUCUUUUAAAUUAUCAACAUAUGCAUGCUAAUGUUAACUGUUAAGGGUAGCUUGGUUAGUUGGCAAUUUUCAUGGAGAUUUUUUUUCUUCUUUUGGGCUGGUUUGUUUGAAUGUGUUUCUAAAAGCAGUUAUGAACAAGCCAUAUAUUUCUUU
Messenger RNA from Pyrus x bretschneideri (Chinese white pear), 1252 nucleotides. RefSeq names its product glyoxylase I 4. Lineage: Eukaryota; Viridiplantae; Streptophyta; Magnoliopsida; Rosales; Rosaceae. The transcript has 2 exons. The record is from RefSeq and is a predicted model, not a curated record. The coding region runs from base 440 to 1084 and encodes 214 amino acids.